Molecule: messenger RNA, 2599 nt
Organism: Columba livia (rock pigeon)
Lineage: Eukaryota; Metazoa; Chordata; Aves; Columbiformes; Columbidae
Product: hypoxanthine-guanine phosphoribosyltransferase
Exons: 10
Coding region: 1413-2057 (214 amino acids)
Biological process (GO): guanine salvage; GMP salvage; purine ribonucleoside salvage
Cellular component (GO): cytosol
Molecular function (GO): magnesium ion binding; hypoxanthine phosphoribosyltransferase activity
Source: RefSeq, a predicted model, not a curated record
AAGAGCUACAUAAUCUACAGGAGUAGAUAUGAUAAAGACUUAAAACUGUGCAAUUGUUUCUAAUUUCUAAUUGCAAACAUGUACUGUCUACCAUGGGAUGUGCAGUGUGGUUUUCCAAACAGCAUUUUAGCAAACCAAUUAAACAGCUGGUCUUAUCUAACACUUAAAAAUGACAAACAAAAUAAUAGAUUUAGGAUGGACUUCAAAUUACUGAAGUUGAGCCAUUUCAAAGGGUAUUAAUCAGGUUUCCUAAUAGCACAUCAGCCACUGAAUACAAGUGCUCGGUUUUCAUUCAGAGCUGUACCAGCCCCUCGGAACAGGGAGCCCAUGGGUGAAGUCUUCAGUGGUGCAAAUCAGAGCAGUUUUCCUGGAAUCCACAAUUUUCAAGGGGUUACACUUACUGGCUCUUUCCGUCUCCUUUUAUUAGAGGAGGGCAACAGAUUGAUACGCGACUUGCCUGGUGCACUGGUUUACUCGACACGUCUAACUUGGAAAAGAACAACUUGGGGCUCCUAUAUUGAAUUAUCCCAAGUGAUAUCAGCCAAGAUCUGAAGAGUAUCCCUAAGUCUACAAAGAAAUGAGAAAAACCUUCCUUCAUUAAUGUGCUCUCUCUCCAAAAAAACACAGAACUGGGUGAAUUAAUAUAAUGUACCCGAGCUGGUAAGAACAUUCUGUAACAUGUUGCAUGCAGGCUGGCUUUAGCUCAUUUCAUUAGUAGGAUUAAUUUUUGGAAAUCUAAGAUUUUCAUGUUAAUCCCAGAUAAUAGUGCAGUUUGGUACAUUAAAGUAAUCAGAUUACAAUGAAUGUCAGCAUCAUUUGAUUUGAAAUGAUGUGAAGCAUGUUACUGGAACUAUCACCCCCCUCAUUUUAUGACCUGGAAGAAUGUCAGACAGGGUUCCCAUGUCCGAACAGCUGCAGACCUCUGCUGCAAGUUAUCUCUAAAAAGAUGGCUUUGCUUAUUCAAAUACAGAUUUUUUGACAUCAAGCUAGCACAAGAAUUUUAAAAACACAACAUAAAAAUACCUUCUACACAUCUACCACUGAAUCACCAUCUGCUACAACCAAAUAUCUGAUUGGUGUUUUCAAUUAAAAAAACACUACCCUACCUAGACCUUCCCACAAAUUUGAUGCAUGAGCUUCCUUUUCGCAUCUCCCUCGUUCCCCGUACCUUUACUCUGAUUGGUUACAGCAGGGCUCAUAUCUAUUUUAUUUCUGGUUAAUCUGAUUAAGUAAGAACCUGGGAUUGUGAUGUCAAUGCAUUAGUAGAAGGAAGUAAUUCUUCCUGUAGGAAGGAUGGCAAUUGUGACCUUUCAGAAGCAGGUCAUGAUCUGACUGCAAGAUGAAAGUAAAGCAAGACAAACUGCAGUAAGAAUAACCAACUCAUCCUCUGAUAGCAUAAUUCAAGUAAGAUUAUGGCGCAUGGACUGCAGAUAAGAGAUGAAGAAAGCGGCUACAACAAAAAUCUAUUUUGUAUUCCUAAGCAUUAUGAAGAAGAUUUAGAAAGAGUUUUCAUUCCUCAUGGACUCAUCCUGGACAGGACAGAACGUUUGGCUAGAGAUAUCAUGCAAGAUAUGGGAAGCCACCACAUCGUUGCACUCUGUGUCCUUAAAGGAGGCUACAAAUUCUUUGCUGAUUUGCUGGACCAUAUAAAAGCACUAAAUCAAAAUGGUGACAAAUCUGUGCCUGUUACUGUGGAUUUUGUUAGAAUAAAAAGCUACUGUAAUGAUUCACCGACAGAAAAAAUCAGUAUUGUUGGUGAGGAACUGUCUACACUAAAUGGGAAGAACGUGUUGGUAGUAGAGGACAUUAUUGAGACUGGUAGAACAAUGAAAGCGCUGCUUUCAAAACUAAAAGACAACGAACCAAAGAUGGUAAAAGUUGUAAGCCUGCUUGUUAAAAGGACAGGUCAAAGUCCAGGUUACAGACCAGACUAUAUAGGAUUUGAAAUUCCAGAUAAAUUUGUGGUUGGAUAUGCUCUUGAUUAUAACGAAUACUUCAGAGAUCUGAACCACAUCUGCAUUCUGAAAGAGAAAGCCAAAGAGAAAUAUAGGAUCUGACAGCAGCCUUCUGGAACAACAGUUCAGUGGCACAUACAGCUGUGUGGACGAACAAUAAGUCAUCUAGUGAUUGUGCUUUUUUCACUGAAAAACAACAACAUUUUCUAAAUUUACUAAUCGAUAUAUGUUUUCUGAUAAAGAUUAUUAAAAACAGCUUAAAGGUGUUCAAGAUUCAGUGAAACCUGAACAGAAUACUGGCCAUAAAAUGUGCAUAAUAUUCUGCUGGAAUACAGGGGACACAGCUCAGACAUGUACAUAUGCACAUAAUUACAUUUUGGUUUUAAUUUACUACUUGAAGUAAUACAUUAUGCACAUUGUACACGAACUGCAUUUACUUUUACCGGUGAGCUUGUGUUUGUAAAUAUAUACAUGUACAAUACAAAUAGGCUGAAAAAACAUUGAAGGACUUGAGGUUAAUUAAUUCAACAGUACAAAGUCCAUACUGCGUGGAAAACACAUUUGGUUCCCCAGCUUAACACAAUGUAAAGAAACAAACAAAUAAAAAGUAAACAUUAAGGUAACUACCCUGGGUAGUUCUUACA